AUGGAACACCAUUCCCUAGUUGAGGAGAGAGAAGAGCUAAUGAUUUCCCUAAAUAGUAAUGAUCAUAAUCAAACUCCAACUUUAAAAAGAUCCCAUUUCCUUAAACCAACUCUAAACCCCAGAAAUCAACCCUUUCCAAAACCCCCUUGUUUUUCUCUAUCCUUUAAACCCAACAAAAAUCCCCCCAAAAUUAAGGUUCAUUUCAAAGGAAGGCCAACACCCCAGAUGAAUUGGGACUUAUGGGUUACUAAUUUGCAACAAACCCAUGAAUCUACUUGGAAAAAAGUUGGCAUCUUUGAUGCAAUCAGGGCUUCUACUUACAAUUUAACGAGGGAUAAUGAGCUUAUCUUAGGAUUAGCUCAUAAUUGGUGUCCUGAAACUAACACUUUUGUGUUUUCUUGGGGUGAAUGUAGUAUUACUUUGGAAGAUGUUAUGAUUUUAGGUGGGUUUUCUGUUUUGGGUGAGUGUGUUAAAACCCCAUUUCAAAGCAGAGAGAUUGAGGAAAUUGAGAAUACAUUGGUUAGUGUUUUCCUUCGAGAUAGAAAGAGUAGUUGCUUCCAAAUCAAGCAGAACGAAUGGAUGGAUUAUUUCAUGGAUUUUGGGGGUGAAUCGGAGCAUAUGGCAUUCCUUGUAUUAUGGUUGUCGAGGUACGUGUUUUCGACAAAGUAUUUCUGUCAAAUUUCUCCCUAUGUUUUCCCUGUUGCUAUCGCUCUUGCUAGAGGUACUAGAAUUGCACUUGCUCCUGCUGUUUUAGCUGCAAUUUAUAGAGAUUUGAGUUUGUUGAAAGAAAAAACUCAAGGGUUUGUGCAAAAUGAUAAAAGCAAACUUGUUCUUUGGGCACCUUUCCAGAUAGUUCAGCUUUGGGCUUGGGAGAGGUUCCCUACAUUGGGUCCGAACCCUAUUGCUCUCUUACAUGGUGAGCCGAGGUUGGCUCGUUGGCAAAACUUAUCCAAGUUGAAAAAUAAGUUAGCCUGGAUAGGUUUUGAGUCUCUUGGUGGGAGCUUUUUGUGGAGGCCCUAUGCUUUAUCUGUGGAUAAUUGGAAGUUCCCGGAGUUUUAUGGUGAUGAAGAGAGGUCGGUUUUGAUAGAUUCGGAGGUGGGGGAGGAGUUGUUGUCAUUUGCAAAAUGCUUGAGAGUUGAGAGCCUGUGA
Molecule: messenger RNA, 1149 nt
Organism: Spinacia oleracea (spinach)
Lineage: Eukaryota; Viridiplantae; Streptophyta; Magnoliopsida; Caryophyllales; Amaranthaceae
Exons: 1
Coding region: 1-1149 (382 amino acids)
Biological process (GO): meristem maintenance; meristem development
Source: RefSeq, a predicted model, not a curated record